Molecule: messenger RNA, 1057 nt
Organism: Hylaeus volcanicus
Lineage: Eukaryota; Metazoa; Arthropoda; Insecta; Hymenoptera; Colletidae
Exons: 2
Coding region: 133-807 (224 amino acids)
Cellular component (GO): extracellular region
Molecular function (GO): chitin binding
Source: RefSeq, a predicted model, not a curated record
AUCGACUUCUGAUAAGGAUGAGGCGCUUAUAAAAUCGUUCCGUCCAUAACAAAUCGACAUUUGUUAUUCGAACAAGUGACAGUGUACAUAAUCGUGUUACUUCGACUUACAAUUUUUCGACAAUUACGCGAUAUGGAACGAGUAACUCUACCAUUGCUCGUCGCUGCGAUGACGCUGUCGAAUAUUCUACCCAACGUUGCAUCUGCAAUCCUAACCGAAUGUCCAAAAGUUGGUACCAUUUCAAUUCCUCACGAGACUGACUGCAACCACUUCUACGUUUGCGUUAAGGGAAGGAAGGCGUACCUGUCUCAGUGUCCAGUCUCGAUAAUUAAAUUCACAGAAGUGUUCGACCCGGUGACACAAACUUGCGUUCUCCCAGCAGGUCACGACUGUGGUAAUUCACCACUUUCGCCUAAAUAUGUGAGUUCGGUGCCUGUCGAAGUGCCCUACGCGUUUCUUCAAGAGUGCGCUGGAACCAGCUGGGGCAACGUCACCCACGAAUUUGAUCCUACGAUGUUCUACUCGUGCCGCGACAAAAAGGGAUAUCGGAUGCAGUGUCCGUAUCACCGUUGUUUGACCACUUUAAUGUUCGACCCAGUCACAUCAGACUGUAAUUAUCCAUCAAAAGUGAAAUGUUGGAAAGCGCCCAGUAACUCGACCGAGAGCUCGUCGACUGAUACAACUACGACAACCGUUGAACCGUCAACGCCUAGUCCAGAAGCCACUGAGAAGAAAACAGUUGGGAUUGCUAUCACGGAAUACACGAGGCAAUUUAUUGCUCUUUGGAUACUACUUUCGAGAUCUUGAGUCUAAUGAGGCGUAACGACAGACGUAACGAUUUUUUCAGAAAUCGUUGAUCAUACUGUUUCAAUAAUAAUUAUAAGACGAGUUAGUGUUACAAGUGACAGAUGUCAAAACGAACACUGAAGAUAUUAGUUCUGUGUUUUGCAGUAGAUGCGUCAAGAGAUGACAUGUAUUUCCCAUCAUUGUCCUUCAUAGGUCCUGCAUUCAGUUAUAUAUUAUAAUUCUUAAAAUAUAAUGCUUUCUUUGUUUCGUA